GAUUUAAAAAUUUUACUUGUCACUUUGACGUUUCAAGAAGUGAGGUUAUGUUUACAACUCCAUGUGUCAAAAAUUAGCUUAAAUAUGGGGAAAAAGAAUAAAAAUAGCUCAAAUCAAUUAGGAAGAGCCUUAGUAAAAAGCAGAUUUUCUAAUACAUCGAAUAAAAAAUUUACUUCAGAUGGAUCUAUGUUACACACAACUGAAAUUCAAGACGGUUACGAUUGGGGUAGAUUAAAUUUGCAAUCGGUUACUGAAGAAUCGUCUUUUCAAGAAUUUUUAUCAACCGCGGAAUUAGCAGGAACAGAAUUUCAAGCGGAAAAGCUUAAUAUUAAAUUUGUUAAUCCACGUUCGAAUGUGGGACUUUUAACUGAAGAGGAAAAAAAGCGAGCUAUUGAAGAGUUUGAUAAAAAUAAAGAUGUUGUUAAAAUUCCAAGAAGACCAUCUUGGACAACUCAAAUGUCAGCUGAAGAACUUCAUCAACGAGAAAAAGAUAAUUUUUUAGAAUGGAGACGGUCUUUAGCAACUUUACAAGAAGAAAAGGGAAUUUUAUUAACACCCUAUGAAAAAAAUUUGGAGUUUUGGCGCCAACUUUGGAGAGUUGUUGAAAAAAGUGAUGUUGUCAUCCAAAUUGUUGAUGCAAGAAAUCCUUUGUUGUUCAGAUGUGAGGAUUUAGAAAAAUAUGUGAAAGAAGUAUCAGAUAAAAAGACAAAUUUAGUUCUUUUAAAUAAGGCCGAUUUUUUAAAUGAUAAACAAAGAGAAUUAUGGGCGGAAUAUUUUGAUUCUUUGGGGGUAAAAUAUGCAUUUUUUUCUGCACUACAAAAAGAUGAUUUAGAUGAAAUCAAAGAAGAUUCUGAUGAAAGAAAAUCUGAUUUAAAUAAUGAUGAGUCUGAAUUAAAUAUUGAUGAUAUUAAAAAUGAUGUUAAUUUGUUAGAAAAUGAAGUUAAUGCAAUUGAAAAGAAGUUAGAUUGUUUAUUAGAAGUAGCAAGUUCUUUACCAAACGUUUCAUGUGAAUUAAAUCAAGAUACAAAUUCAUUAAAAAAUAAAAAUAAAGUUUUAUCAAGAUCAGAAUUAAUUGAGUUAUUCAGAACAAUUCACACCGAAUCAAAAGUAACUGAAGGAAUAACAACUAUUGGUUUAGUUGGGUAUCCAAAUGUUGGUAAAAGUUCAACAAUAAACGCCAUUUUAACGGAAAAGAAAGUUUCCGUUUCCGCAACUCCUGGAAAAACAAAACAUUUCCAAACUUUGUACUUAACCCCAGAAAUAUUACUUUGUGAUUGCCCAGGAUUGGUAAUGCCAAGUUUUGUUUUUUCUAAAGCAGAUAUGGUUAUAAACGGUAUUUUACCCAUUGAUCAAAUGAGGGAUCAUGUUCCUCCAAUUAAUUUAGUUUCUUCUUUAAUUCCAAGAAGGGUUAUUGAAAAUACUUACAGUAUCAUGUUGCCAAAUCCCAUGGAAGGCGAAGAUCAAGAUCGUUGCCCAACAGCUGAAGAAAUUUUAAAUGCUUAUGGAUAUAGUCGAGGUUUCAUGACUGCUAAUGGUCAACCUGAUAACCCAAGAGCUGCCAGAUAUAUCUUAAAAGAUUUCUUACAUGGAAAAUUAUUGUAUGUUCACUCACCUCCUGGAUGUGAUGUAUCAAAGUUUAAUGAUUGGGAAAAUAAAAAUCAAAGUUUUAUUAAAAAACAUUUACCUUUACGCGAACAAAGAGCAAUUAUUGGUACACGAGUAACCUCUGAAGAUUUUAACAAACAAUUUUUUGGGGGAAAUUCUUCUGGGAUGCAUACAAAAGGAACUAAAUUAAUUUCUUCAGGGGCUACAUCAGCUACAGAUUUAGGACCAAAACCCUGGAAAAAAAUCAACAAACACGAAAAUAAGAAGAAAAAAGAAAAGUUAAGUAGACUUUAUUCUCAUUUGGAUCAGCAUUAAAUAAUAAAAAAAUGUUUAAUAAAUUGCAUUUAUAUAACUUUAA
Messenger RNA from Onthophagus taurus, 1963 nucleotides. RefSeq names its product Nucleostemin 3 (gene Ns3). Gene Ontology annotation, biological process: ribosomal subunit export from nucleus. Gene Ontology annotation, cellular component: cytosol. The record is from RefSeq and is a predicted model, not a curated record. NCBI's taxonomy places the organism in Eukaryota, Metazoa, Arthropoda, Insecta, Coleoptera, Scarabaeidae. Gene Ontology annotation, molecular function: GTP binding; GTPase activity.